Messenger RNA from Zymoseptoria tritici IPO323, 1179 nucleotides. It is a transcript of the gene MgSPR5, whose product is annotated as subtilase. The record is from RefSeq and is a predicted model, not a curated record. The transcript has 2 exons. The coding region runs from base 1 to 1179 and encodes 392 amino acids. Gene Ontology annotation, biological process: proteolysis. Gene Ontology annotation, molecular function: serine-type endopeptidase activity. NCBI's taxonomy places the organism in Eukaryota, Fungi, Ascomycota, Dothideomycetes, Mycosphaerellales, Mycosphaerellaceae.
AUGCGUUCUUUCUUCAACUUCCUCGCGGCGGUGCCAGCUAUCCUGGCUGCACCUAUCAUGAUCGAGAGACAGGGUUCUGACAAAAUUGCCAACUCUUGGAUCGUCCGAUUGAACAACGAUGCGGUCCUCGCGCAGGCGCUUGGCCCAAUCACGGCGGCACUCGGUGUCCAGCCAACCCAUACAUACGACUUCGGCAACUUCAAGGGUCUGAGCGUCGACGGUGUCGCUGAUGCCCUGAGCCUGUUGACGAACGUUGCUUCCAUUGCGUCGAUCGAGCCAAAUACGGUCGUCACCACAUCCGCGUUGACCAGCCAGGCCAACCCACCAUAUGGUCUCGCUCGCAUUUCCCACCGUCAGAAGGGCGCAACGAACUACAUCUACGAUAGUUCCGCUGGAAGCGGAACCUACGCUUACAUCAUUGACACUGGAAUUCGCACCACGCACGAGGAUUUCGGCGGUCGAGCUUCUUUGGGCAAGACCUUCUACCCUGGACAAACCUCGGAUGGCAAUGGACACGGUACUCAUGUGGCGGGCACGGUUGGAAGCACCACAUACGGUGUGGCCAAGAAGACCAACCUCAUUGCCGUGAAGGUUCUCUCCGACGAAGGCAGUGGUACCAACUCUGAUGUGCUUGCCGGAAUUGAUUUCGCAGUCAAUGAUGCCAAGUCCAAGGGGCGCAUUGGCAAGGCUGUCGCAAACUUGUCUCUCGGUGGAAUCCUCUCGCCAACAACUAACGCUGCCGCAAAAGAGGCCGUCGCUCAGGGCCUCUUCCUUGCCGUCGCCGCUGGAAACUCUGGUGCUCCAACCAUCACCUCCUCGCCCGCUUCUGAGCCGGAUGUCUGCACUGUCGGUGCCUCUGACGCCAACGAUGAGCGUGCCUCAUUCUCUAACUUUGGCCUCUUGGUGGACAUUUUCGCGCCCGGCGUUAAUGUUCUGUCGACCUGGAAGGACAGUGAUACCUCUACCAACACCAUUUCGGGCACCUCAAUGGCCUCUCCUCACAUUUGUGGUCUUGCCGCAUACUACCUUGCUCUUCCGGGCAGUGGUGCUCCCGGUGAGCCCAAGGCGCUCUGCAAGUUCCUCCAGGAUAAGUCUACCAAGAAUGCUCUUGGAAAGAGCUCUCUGGGUCUUACAGUGUUGAGCCGGAACUACCUCGCGUACAACGGCAACGGCGCUUAA